CCUGUGACAAUUGAAAGCCUCGCGCGUCAGCGAUCCCUCACCGUGAGCCGCGCCGCGCCGCAGCCAACAGAUGUCCGAGUCGCGCGUAGCGGUGCCCGCGUGCCCGUGUGUACGUGUGAGCGUCCCGUCGCGUGGCCCUCAAGAGAGGUCCGCAGCCGACCGCGAGCCAUCGCCGGCGUCCACAUGCUUCCGGGUGUCUCGUAGAGUCACGUGACGGGCCCUCGUGACGUCAUGCACGCUGGGAGAACCGGUUGUUGCGGCUCCGAGGAGCAAGGCGGCAGCGGCGAGCAGCGGGACAGGCGUCACCACCGGUUUCCCCGCGACGAGGUAGCGCCGUGUGCUCGCUGGUCGACUCGCGCCUCGUCCGACCUGGACGCCGCCGGCACGGAGCAGCGGAUACCGCUCCUCGAGCAGAGCGACGACGACGACGACACGGCCAAAGCCAUGGAGCUGGUGUCCUCGGCACCGGACAGUCGCAACUGGCGGGGCAUCGGCAUCGCGCUUCUGGUCAUCGCUGGGGUCUGCGCCCUCAUCGUCACCGCCGUCAUUCUGCUCACUCCCGGAGACAAGGGACCCCGCGUGAAGCAGGCCAGGAUAUCGCUCGAAGAGGUGCUCCAUGGCACGUUCAACCCGCGCAAAUUCAACGGCUCCUGGGUCUCGGACACCGACUUCGUGUACCGGGACGCAGACGGCGCGCUGGUGCUGUACAACGCUCAGAACAAGGAGAAGAGGACGCUGCUGCACAACACUACAUUCCGACAAUACGACGUGCGCAAGUAUUAUAUGUCGCCUGAUCUCAACUUCUUGCUACUUGUCCACGACGUUGUGCCCGUGUUCCGAUAUUCGUUCACCGCAAAGUACAAGAUCUAUGAUUUUUCGAACAGAGAGGUGUUUCCGCUGAAGCACAGCUCGAACCAGGAAGAACUACAAUAUGCUGCCUGGGGCCAAACUGGAAACCAGCUGACGUACGUGUUCGAGAACGACCUGUACCUGAUCCCGAGCGUGGGCGACUCGUCCCCCGUGCGGCUCACGGACACGGGCUCGCCUGGUGUCGUGUUCAAUGGCGUGGCCGACUGGCUCUACGAGGAGGAGGUUCUGGGCUCGAGCGGUGCGCUCUGGUGGUCGCCCGGCGGAAGCCGCCUCUGCUACGCCACCUUCAACGACAGCGCCGUUAGCGCCAUGAUGCUUCCACUGUACGAGGGGCAGUACCCGGCACUGUUGCCACUGCGCUACCCGAAAGCGGGAUCCACCAACCCGGAGGUUGAGCUGCACGUGGUCGCCGUCACGCACGGCGGGGCUGAGGCUGCCAAGCCCGUGCAGCCGCCGCAGGAGCUGCUCGACAAGACCAGCGAGUACUACGUGACAAUGGUGGCGUUCCUGGACGAAAAGGCGUUGCUCGUUAACUUCUUGUCGCGGGCGCAGAACUGGACGCUGGUGUCGGUGUGCCGGGAGGCCGCCUCGGCCUGGCACUGCUCCAAGCAGGCCGUCGAGACGGCCUCGGGCGGUUGGAUCGAGCUCAGCGAGCCGCCGCUCGUGACUCCCCCGCUGCCAGGGGGCCCCGCCUUCUUCCUUCGGCUGCCCGUGCAGGACGCGCACCACGGCAACUUCCGGCACCUGGCUGCCUUCCAGGACAAGCGGCGCAUGUGGCUCACGCACGGCCCGUACGACACCAUCGCCGCACUGGCGUUCCGGCCCAAGACGCAGCACCUGUUCUACCGAAGCACGCGUGAAGGCCGGCCCGGUGAGUCACACGUGUAUCAGGUGCCGUUCGACAAAGAGGGCACUCAGCCGGUGUGCCUGACCUGCGACUUGGGCGAUCAGUGCCUCUACAACAACGCCUGGUUCUCUCACGAUGCCGAGUUCUACGUGCUCGAGUGUCUCGGCCCGGGCGUGCCUUGGGUGGCACUCUACAGCACGGCCGACAAUAAGCAGCUGGAGAUGCUGGAGUCCAAUGCGGAGCUGAGAGAGCUCGUGGAGAACCGUGCCAUGCCUCAAGUGCGCAACCUUGUCGCCCCCCUACCUGACGGAUACAACGCGUCGGUGCGGCUUCUGCUGCCGCCGGGACUGCGCGACGAGGAAGUGCUCAAGUACCCGUUCCUGGUACACGUCUACGGGGGUCCCGGGUCCCAGCAGGUGACGGAGCUGUUCCGCAUCAACUGGGGCCACUACCUGGCCAGCCGCAAGGGCGUCGUCUAUGGCCUCGUUGACGGCCGCGGCUCGGGACUCCAGGGCGACCGGCGGCUGCACCAGGUCUACCGCCGCCUGGGCACCGUCGAAGUCGAAGACCAGCUCAGGGUCGCCAGGCACCUCAAGAACGAGCUGUCGUUUAUCAGCGCCGAGCACACGGCCAUUUGGGGCUGGUCGUAUGGCGGCUACGUAUCGGCUAUGGCGCUGGCCAACGGUGGCCCGGGCAACAACGGCAACGACACGCCGCAUGAAAGCGGCUCGGCUGUCUUCCAGUGCGCCAUCUCGGUGGCACCAGUCAGCAACUGGCUGUACUACGACUCCGCGUACACAGAGCGCUACAUGGGACUGCCACGCGACAACCUAGCCGGGUACGAGCGUGCAGACCUCACGCGCGCCGCCGCCAGGCUCAAGGGAAAGAAGUUCCUGCUCGUGCACGGCACAGCCGACGAUAAUGUUCACUUCCAACACUCAAUGAUGCUUGCCAAGGAACUGACCAAGAAAGGGGUUCUUUACAGAACUCAGGUGUACCCGGAUGAAAAGCAUGGCCUGAGCCACGUCACUACGCACCUGUACAAUGCCAUGGAAGAGUUCAUUGACGACUGCUUUGAGGGUUCUGACCACGCUGUGGAAGAGGUUGGCCUGAUGCAAGUGAAGGCCUCGUGAUAGUCCCUAUGCUACACAGCACCGGGGCGUCUCGUAUCUAGGACCACCCUGACUACUGGCAACAAAAGCAUCACUUUCAAUCAUUGCGUACGCUGGCCAACAGUAGCCAAAGGAAGUGAAUAAGAAGCACCCGUUGCUGCACCGGACACCUCUGGCCGCGAAUCGUCAGCAACGCAACCACCGAAUGCCUUGGCGCUCACGCUUCCCCGAUCGGACAACUACAGCACGGAGCUGUCACAGCUGCAACUGUCACCCUGGCUGCGCAGCAGUAACAAAACGCUAGUCAUGCAGCGUCAGUCCAGCUGCCGAGCUAACAUGAUGUCCGGCACAAAAAUCACUUUGCUAAGGAUACUCGUUUUUCUGUGCUAGUCUUCUGGUAGAUGUAGCUGGGCAGAAGGAAAAGUCUUAUGGUGCAGCCAACAUGUGCUCCUUGAGUUGCCACAUGAUCUUUCCCGUAUACAUUGCAUGCUGAAUUCUUCUCAACUAUUGAUUGAUGGUACUGGUGCUGCUUAAUGAAAAGACGUUCUAUAGAAGGACUCCGUGUGGAGGGAUGUUACAGGCUCUGAGAGCCAGCCUUUCAAAAAGACAAAGACAAAGAAUGCGCAGAGAAUGCGCAUGCACUGUGUAAUGUUAUGGAAUGAGCAGUCCUCAUAUGCCUGUUCAGCUUGCCAUCGUCACUUCUGUGUGGGUAACAAGUUUUGAAAUGAUCAUGGGUGCCCAGUAAUAUUGCUAAUCGCAUGUUGCGCUAACUGGAAAGGCGUUAAGAUAAUGCUACCUAACUACAGAAUAAGACUGUCUCUGUGCUUAAGCGAAAUUUACUGAGGCAUAAUGGUAUUGGCGUUCAUAUCUAACUGUUUAUUAUCCUCAAAACAGGGGAAUAAAUGUAACGACACUAGGCUAUUUUACAUUUUAAACCUAGUAUGAGAGAACAUAGCCAAAAUGAUUUAUGAGAAAACAAAUGACUCAUCUCGCUCGCUUUCUAAGUUCACACGGUGGCAGUUUUUCAAAAUCAUCCUUGUCCGGGCCGAAUUCACUCCUUCAAUUCGCAUCCCUACUAUAUCAUAGAUGGCGGCACGCAGCAAGACCGGCAGGAGACGCCCUGUGCGAAAAACCAAACUGUUCUCUUCAACAUUUGUGUACAUGGACGCUCCCACUCACACUUGAGAGUCAUAUCUGCACAUUUGCAUCUCAGAGAGUUUUUUUUUCAUAUAUAAGUGAAAGAUAAAGAUGCAUGCAUAUAAUUAAUCAUUUUUAUCACUAGCAUAGACUUCCAUUAGACCUUCAUGUAUAUAGACAUCACAAACUUAACGACUUGCUCUAUUCUUGAUCAAUUCUAUAGUUUAUGCCCACGUUUAGGAUUUUUCAGCAUUUUACAAGAAGCUUGGCAAGAGAAAUGUACAUAGCGAUUAUCAAUAGCUGAUAUAGAAAGCAAGCCCAACCCUCUAGUUGCCAGACUUUGGCACUGAAAUUAUUACUGACCAGUUUCUAAUCGAUUAUCUGUUAGCCUCAGUCUUUCCUUUAUUUUUCUCCUAUAUGUCUUAAAGCAAAAGUAUGACGAUGAAACUAUUCAUCACUUUUACUUUUUUUUCUCUCUCUCUUUCUUUGUUCUCUAUUGAGUGGCAACUGUUGCUUUCUAUUUCACUUCAUUUUUCGCACUGUAUAGAGACCCACCACCUCAAGCACUCUACGUAAUGGAGCUAGAGUCCAAAGUGGCUUUUUACGUGUAAGCUUUUGCUUUAAGGUGUGAAUGACUCUGGCUCUGUUCACGGAAUAAUGGAACUUGCUCUCGCAAAAAAUAGUAAUAAUAAAUAGGAGUAAAAGAUAAAAAAAAUUCUGAGGAAUGGAUUUUCUAUCCACCUGGCGGCAAGCAGACGUUUUAAAACUAGCAGUUUUUUUUUUCUUUCUUUUUUUUGCAAUCAUAGUACAAGCACUAUAUUUAUUACAUUAGUGUGAGUUUACAAGUCUAUAUGUCUUCGAAAAGCCACAGGUGAGAUGAACUAAACGUCAAUGUGGACGUAAUUACACAACUUUUUUUUAUUUGUUACAAAACAUGGACGUGUGGAAUAUUCACUGCAACGUUUCAGUAUUCAUUCAGUAAAGGCUAGCACUUACCUGUGAGCUAGGUCACUUACACGUCAGGUUGAGGAUUGUUUUGCAACUAGCUGGUAUUUUUAAGACGUCUUAGUUUUGAUGUUUGCUAGCUCCCUCUAUAGAUAGUGUGUUAAUUAUUUUUUCCUGCCAGCUUUUAUCCUCUCCGCGUAGGAUUGAAAAUGCUUGCUGCUUUUUCAAUGUGCAAAUCACAUUUUUGCAAGCGCAUAUUUCGUCGGACCUUAUAUUCACAUGAAUUAGCAAUUCUGUCCUGGUCUUUAUUUGCCUCAGCCGACCACGGGCGUUGUUAACAUAAUCUGUAACUUUCGUGUUCUUGACGUACCACCAACAUUUUAUUUAGCCAGGUCUAAGUCUUUAAUUCUUGUGCACGCCAAUAAUGCGGCUACUGAUUUCCACGAAUUACCGCACACACUACCGCCAGCCCUUCAUGUAAUCGGCAAAAUGUGCAUGGCCAAAAGUAAGAAAGUGCAUACAUGAGAGGACGCAUCGAGUAUCUGCCCGCACUUUUUGUUUGUUUUGAUCCUUUAUUAAUUUUGUUAGAAUGGAAUGUUGACAGUAACGCUACUCAAUCUAGGAGAGGCAAAUGCCGCGUUAAACUUGGCCGCAGAUGGACGAUCAUACGAAUGUAUUAGUGCACUUCGUGCGGUUAUUGUGUGGUUUAGUGCGCCUCGUGUAACGCAGCCAUUUCAUUCAGUGCCAGAGCAACUGUGAUGUGGAAGCAAUUGCUGAUAUAUGUGAUACAUUAUUCUUCUUUCUCUCUUGACUUUUUAUUUUCUAGGAUAUAUUUAAUGUGUACAUACCACAUAGCCUCUCACUAGAAGACCAUACGACACGAUUGACAGCCAGUUAUUUCGUCGACAUCUAUGCAGCAGUAGUGUGUACAACAAUUUUCAGCACACGCUGUCGAUAUGGGGGAAGCUCUCGUCUGCAAGGAACUGGCGGGCCAAUUCCUUUUUCUUACCCUUCCCGAAGGUCAAGCACACCCUCCUCCCAUAGCCGCUUGCCCUUCACGUUUUUCACUUGCCAGGACAAAGCCCCGUUUAUUUCGCGCAGGAAAAGCAAGUCAGGAAGCAAGGGUUGCCUGCGAGCGUAGGCCUUUUGUUGACGCUUUUCUAGAAUGCUCCCCUUUCGAGUGCCGCGGUCCAUGCUUAGCGCGAAGCCCCCCCCCCCCCCUUCCCUACGCCCCCGGCUCCGCUCCCAUCGCAGAAGCUGUUCCGCGCACCAUCUGCGGCCAUGGCCACUUGUUUCCUCCUUUUCUAAUAAAAUCGCUGGCGUCGUCGCAUCGUCGCUUAGCGUCCUUAUUACUGAUAGCGGCCGAAGCCUUUCACUGUCGAGCUAGCAGUCCCUUCUCCAGGGCUAUGACCUAGGGUGCCUAGGGCAGCAGAUUGUAUACAGCAGUUAUGUACAUAGAACCUCUUUGAGGCCUCCGGUCUAGCGUCCCAAUGUUUUCACUUGCCAGGCUGCUAUCGCGUACAGUCGGGCCCGGGCGAGAAAUCAUCCUCACGAAAUACUCUUGGUAUGGACCCUGUAGCUAAGGCCUUGCUCUCGAGGUUUCAUAGACCCUAAGGUGCUCUCCGCUGAUGAUGAUACGCCGGCCCGACAUAUAGUGCUCAACGGGCCCAGGGUGCUGUCGCGCUCUGCAGGCAAGAAUGUGUGCCGGCCGGCAAGUCAAGAGAAACACGGCAGGACUGAACGAGCUUGACAACGGCUGUCGAGGCGCUGUGCGCAUUUUGUCGCUGCUACCAUCUGCAUAUCUCAAACCUUACGCGUGCAGCACAUGAAUCAGUGAAAAUGAGAAAAAAAAAACACGCACUUGUUCUUUGAUGCUUUGCAAUACUAUUCUGGGAAAAAAAGAAAAAAAAAAGAACUCACGAAAGAAUUCCGUGCGAUUAUAAACAAGUGAAGUUGUAGCUUUGUUAUAGCUUAAGCCAUUAACAAACGUUUAUCCUCAGGACUUGCCCUCCUGUGGAAUCUUCUCAAGGCUACAUUCUUUAGAAUCAUCUUAUAAGCCUUCUCCAGUAUACACUUUUCACUAAUCCGAUAUUCCAUAGACAUAAUACCUUCCAUAGUUUCGUGCAAGGUAUCUGCUGCAAUCUUCUGUUCAAUGGCAGCGCAUAGUUGAAACGGCUAGAAUGCUGAAUAUAGAAACUAAGCAUCCCAGACUAAAGGUACAGUGGCAGCAUGGGUGGCUCUGUUAUAUUCAGCCGCCACGUGCUUUUUCGGAAAGAACCCUUGCACGACACUCAGCAUCAUUGUUGAGAGCAUGAAAUAAAGAC
Molecule: messenger RNA, 7235 nt
Organism: Dermacentor silvarum
Lineage: Eukaryota; Metazoa; Arthropoda; Arachnida; Ixodida; Ixodidae
Product: prolyl endopeptidase FAP
Exons: 16
Coding region: 232-2850 (872 amino acids)
Biological process (GO): proteolysis
Molecular function (GO): dipeptidyl-peptidase activity; serine-type peptidase activity
Source: RefSeq, a predicted model, not a curated record